This is a messenger RNA of Penicillium taxi, 3438 nucleotides long. It is a transcript of the gene tof1, whose product is annotated as putative DNA repair protein (Tof1). The record is from RefSeq and is a predicted model, not a curated record. Lineage: Eukaryota; Fungi; Ascomycota; Eurotiomycetes; Eurotiales; Aspergillaceae. Bases 1 to 3438 code for a protein of 1145 amino acids. Gene Ontology annotation, cellular component: replication fork protection complex. Gene Ontology annotation, molecular function: DNA binding. The transcript is spliced from 4 exons. Gene Ontology annotation, biological process: DNA replication checkpoint signaling; replication fork arrest; DNA repair.
AUGGAUCAUGAGCUGGAUACCCCGGGCCAGGAGGUCCAGGUUAUUGACCCGGAUGUGCGUGGCUAUGUAUACAGCCUGGUCACUGCAUUGGGAGGGUUCAAUGGUGAAGAUGCGGACAAAUAUGUGCUUGGAGAUGAUGCACUAGCUUGUUUACGCGAUAUCAAACGAUGGCUGAAGCUCUAUGAUGAGAAAAAUAACCGAAUGGACGUGGCGCGAUGUCUUGGAGAGGCAAAUCUCGUAAAUGGAGAUCUACUACCAAUCCUCACAGUAUGGUGGACUAGUGGGCAGAAAAGCAAACAUAUGACAAGAGUUGCUUUGGCAUGUUUGGAACUCCUCGUGCCCUUGACUUGGCCGGUCGAGUUUCAUAGCCAAAUGACCGUGAAUCACCACCGCCACACCCCAUACAUUCAGCAAGCACAAGUUCAAUACAAACGUGGUAUCCUGAAGUAUGGCGGGUCGAAUCUUUUACGUACUACCAUCCGAAUCGCACUCCCCAGCAUGGCCAUUCCUCGAUCGGAACGCGAGGCCCGAGACGACGGUAUUCUGAAAUUGAUGCUUUAUUUCAUACGCAACGUCGUCAUGAUUACAAGCAAUACUCGCCUCGCGGCGGAAGGUGACGAUGAGGAAACAUCCAGAUCCACGACGAUCAAUGCGUUCAAAGAGCAGGAUGCUUUUGCCCUUCUCCUGACUAUGUGCUCCAAUGUCGGUGAAGAUUUCAACUUACAAGAUGUUGUUCUAUUGGAAACGCUCUUCCACAUUGUCAAGGGUGUCAAUGUAGAGAAAUUAUUUUUGGAUGAGGAACAAAAGAAGGCCAAGCAGACAGAUGAACUAGGCGAUCUUCUACGAAAAGAAACGGUAGUACGGAGACAGUACGCAAAAAAUGCACCUACUCGACAUGGAAGAUUUGGGACUAUGAUCUGGGUAAAACGAGAUGAUGCGAAAAUGUCGACAGUCUCUGGGCAGGAUGUUUUGCGGGACGACCAAACCACUCUCCACAAAAUGGACCAGUCCAAGAAGUGGAACAAGCCUCAAUCCCGUCGGCGGCAAGAAGAGGUUUCUCAGCUCAAUAAUUUCAACAUGACUACUCAUCUCACCCCAUCAGCUUCUAAAGACCUACGGAAUUUUGUGGAAGAGUUCUUAGAUUCCGGUUUUAACCCUCUGUUCACUCAUGUACGAAAAGCCAUCGAGCGCGAAGCAGAGCGGGUUCUGGAUAUCAAUGUUCGUCAAUUCUUCUAUACAAUCGGCUGGUUCCUUGACGCAGAGCGAGCUCGAAGGACUCGGCAAUUAAGCCAACGUUCCAAGGAAGGAAAAUCAGCCAAGAAUGUUGAGCCAGACAGCUUUGGCCUAGUUGCUGGAGUACUGAAUCAAGAAAUGUUUAUUUCAUUGAACCGAGCUAUGCAGAAUAGCUUGGAUAAUAAGGAGUGGGAAGACUUGACUGCUCAGAUGCGUUGCUUCACGCAGAUCUUGCUGACUGUCCAAGAAAUGGCUGUAUCGCCAAUCGAAGAUGACCAGGAAAUCGCCGAAAACAUACAAAACCGAAUCUUUUACGAAGAAACGACUCAUGAUCGAAUCAUUGCCAUUAUCCGUGGCUACAAGGACCAAGGCUUUGGCUAUCUGGAUGCAGCAACAGAGCUAUCACAUGUGUUCUUGCGAAUGCUUGAGCGCUACUCCAAGGAGAAUGCCGACAUGCAGGUUCGGUCACGACGCAAGGCCGCCAAGCGCAAAAAUAAGGCCGAACAGGAUGCUGAGCAAGAUGGAGCCGAAAAUAACGACCAGAAAUCAGAGGACGAGGACCUGGAGGAUGCAGCGCAAGUGGUCAAGGAACGUGCUUUCGAUUUCAAGCGCUUCGCAGCCAAGUUCUGCAAUCAGAGUUGCGUUGACACUUUUAUCGCCUUCACAGAAUUCUAUAGGGAAUUGAAUGCCGAACAAUUGAAACGAGCGCACCGUUAUUUCUAUCGGCUUGCAUUCAAGCAAGAGAUGACCGUACUCCUCUUUCGUUUGGACAUCAUCAGUCUCUUCUAUAGGAUUGUCAAAGGGCCAGAGGGGCUAGACUCCACACAAUCCGUUGUCAAAGAAUGGGAAGAACUGGUUCGGCAAAUCAUUCGGCGGCUAAUCAAGAAGCUAGACCAACGUCCUGCAUUGGUCACUGAGCUUCUGUUCAGUAAGAUGACAUCAACUGCUUUUUACCUAGAAUAUGGACAUGAGAAACAGACUAUGUCUAGUGUCAAACGGGCACCGGCUACGCUGGAAUUCACCUCAAAAGAAGAUAUAACAACAGAAGCUAGGCUGGGGAUUGUCACCGGAGCUCUAGCCCUUGAUGGGCGAGGUGAUCUUGUGCAAUGGGUUCUUGAUGGACUGAGCAAAGCCGCAUCUGAAAGAGAAGCAUGGGAGGCUCAAGACGAAGCUCGUCGCGCCGAGGAUCCUGAGGCGACCAACACUUCUCACCCCUUAAUUCAUGUGAAAGCUCGGGACGAGUUCUGCCAGAACGCCAUGUUCUCAAAUGCACAACUUCGCCUUCUCAUGAACGUCGUCGGAUUUGAACGACUCGGAGUAGAAGAUGUUCCGGGUGCUUCUUGGGUUAUUCCGUCCGCGAUGUCAUCGCAGGAGUUGAAGGAAAGUAUUGCCACCAUUAGCAAAGCCCUGGCAAAUCCAAUCGAGGAAGGCAGUAUAGAAGACCCUCGGCAGCUCCUUCGUCGUAAGGUGAACACAAACACUAUUUUCGCUCCAGAAGUUGUUCACUUUGGAUCCGACUCCGAGGGUGAAGACACUGUCCCAGAUGGACCCCUUUUCCCUCCAAACCCACGCUCCAAAUCCAGUGCACUGAACGAAUUGAAGAAAAAGCGCAAGAAGAGAAACAAGGAUGAUGCCGAGAAAGAGCCUCUUGAUGAUGAAAUUCUGGAUGCUCGUCGCGAAUCACGCCUUGCAAAUGCUUUAGCUCGCCAAUCGAAGAUCAAGAGCGAUCUGUUUAUCCAUGCUAGUGACGAGGAAAGUGACGACGAAGCGGACCAAGAAUUCUUUCGACUUGAGGAAGAGCGGCGAAAGACGCAAGCAGCAAAUAUCAAGAGAGCAUUGCUUGUUGGAAGGGAGGAACAAGCUACCAAAGGCAAAAUGCCAAGUGUGCGCAAGCGCAAGAGUGAUACAGGAAAAUCUUCUGCGACAGCCGAGCCCAAACGACAACGGCGUGGAUCGUCUGCGAGCGAUAUCGGCAGUGACGAAGAUGAAGAUAGUGACGUUGUUAUGGAAGAUUUGGAUGCUCGGUCCAAGCAGGAUGUUACAUCAAAUCAUGAUGAUGAGUUCGAUUUUGAUGAUGAUCUUGUCUUCCGUCGAGACCGAGUAAAACCAGCUGAAAUUAUUGUGGAAGACGAGGUUGAAGAUGCUCCUGUGGCAUCAUCUCGGCGCAUGCGCGGCGGGUUUGUAAUCGAAAGUGAUUCCGAGUAG